This is a messenger RNA of Auanema sp. JU1783, 1401 nucleotides long. NCBI's taxonomy places the organism in Eukaryota, Metazoa, Nematoda, Chromadorea, Rhabditida, Rhabditidae. The record is from the annotation of a GenBank genome assembly.
AUGCUCCAUGCGUCUAUUGCAUUCAUUUUGCAAUUUAUUUUGAUUUUCCAGAUAAAGUUAGCUAAUGGAGAAGAUCUAUUACAAGAUCGUUCUGUUGCUUGUACAGCUUCAACUAUGGAUGUCUCGUUAUCGUUUAGUAAAGGAUUUAGUGGAAGUAUAUUUACGGAGAAAGGCUUCUCCAAUCCAUCGUGCAGAUGGUCUGGAAAAGGAGAUACAAAUAUGGAUUUAAAAAUUCCUUUAAUGAGCAACACAACAGACUGUGGUGUAGCAUCUAAUGAGACGAAUGGAGAAUUUACUGUAAAAUUAAUAAUAAGUCCAGUCGAAGGAUUAAUUGUGGAUGGAUUCUCAGCUAUAAAUAUUCGUUGUAUUUACAGCACACAAGAUAUUACAUUAACAUUACCUCCUGGACUCAAUGGAAAUGCAUUACAAAUAAGUGGUACACAUGCUGAAGCUGGAGGGGUUGUUACUGGUAGUGGAGGGGCACCCAUAUUAUCCAUGCAGAUAUUGGAUGGACAUGGCAUUAAUGGUCAGCCUGUAGCUCGUGCUGCUGUCGGACAACGAAUCACCUUAGAUCUUGUACUCAAAGACACAUCAAUUUAUGAUUUUUAUGUUCAUUCCUGCUAUGCGCACGACGGUACUAACACUCCAGACGCCAGCAUCAAUAUUGUUGACAACAAUGGUUGUGGUGUUCGAUUAUCUCGAGCAAUUGAUGUGCCGGCGUUCACAACGGAACCUGCUAAUCAUGGCCCAAAACAUGUUUAUCUUCAUAUGUACGGAUUUCAAUUUACUUCAUCGCAGUUUGUGCAUUUUGAAUGUCAGGUGAAGCCAUGUGUUCAUUCAUGUCAUCGUGAGCAAUGUGAGCCAGAAAAGGAGGAAAAUAAGAUACCAUUGAUACCAGCUGCACGUCGUCGUCGACAACAACAUGAAGAUAAUCUUAAAACGCUACGUCUUCAAACUGUCCUUCAUAUAGAAGAACAACAAUUUCAAAAAGCUGCAUUAGUGUCUGCUGAAGAGCCCGCAGCUACAUCUGCAUGCCUACAAGUUAAUUCUGUUUUAUUCAUAUGUCUAUUCUUUGCAUUAGCCAUCAUAUCUAUUGUUACGACUGGUAUGCCAUCAGCUACAGCUCUUGGAAGUAAUGUUGCUGAUCCUCCACGAGGACAGCCGCCAUCCUAUAAUGAAGUUGUUCUUGGCGUAUCUCCUCAAAUGUCAUCCAACUGCCAUUCUCUAUAUCAAUCAUAUUAUCUGCCUGAUAAUGUGACAGUUACUCGUUGUCGUCCACGUCGAACAUUCUUCUUUCAACGUCAGAUAAGUGGACGUCAGUGGUGCUUGAUAUUCACAGCGUUCUUUAUUCCACCAAUCAUCAUCACCAUAAUACUUAUGUGUACCGUUUUUACCAUGUAA